Molecule: messenger RNA, 1362 nt
Organism: Lepus europaeus (European hare)
Lineage: Eukaryota; Metazoa; Chordata; Mammalia; Lagomorpha; Leporidae
Product: pinin-like
Exons: 1
Coding region: 1-1146 (381 amino acids)
Source: RefSeq, a predicted model, not a curated record
AUGGCACCGGCCCCAGAGAAUCUUCUGGAAGUACAUUUAAGAAACAUUCUAACUGAAGUGAGGGAAAGUGAGAAGCAGCAGGACAGUCAGCCUGAGGAAGUUAUGGAUGUGCUGGAGAUGGUUGAGAAUGUUCAAAAUGUAAUCGCUGAGCAAGAAGCCAUGGAAACGAAUCAAGUUGAAAGUACAGAGCCUUCAGAAAAUGAAACUAGCAAAGAGUUAGAGCCAGAAAUGGAAUUUGAGGUUGAGCCAGAUAAAGAAUCUAAGUCUCUUUCUCCUGAAAAAGAGAAUGUUGGUGCUCUGGAAAUAGAGAAGGAGGCUGAGGGAAAAGAAGAGAAAGAAUCUGAGCCCCACCCUGAGCCUGUGGCGCAGCCUCAGACCCAGCCCCAGCCCCAGAUCCAGCCCCAACCCCAGCCCCAGCCUCAGCUCCAGCCCCAGCCACAGCUCCAGCCCCAGACUCAGCCCCAGUCCCAGCCCCAAUCUGUACUGCAGCCUCAGCCUGAGACUCUACCAGCAGCAGUUCUACAGCCACCACCUCAGGUUAUUCAGGAGCAAGGGCAUUUACUCCCUGAGAGAAAGGAGCUUCCUGUAGAGUCUGUAAAACUCACUGAGGUGCCAAUAGAGCCAGUCUUAACAGCACAUCCAGAGAGCAAAAGCAAAACCAAAACUAGGAGCAGAAGUCGAGGUCGAGCUAGAAAUAAAACAAGCAAGAGCAGAAGUCGAAGCAGUAGCAGUAGUAGUUCUAGUAGCAGUUCAACCAGCAGCAGCAGUGGCAGCAGUUCCAGCAGUGGCAGCAGUAGUAGUCGGAGCAGUUCUAGUAGCAGCUCCAGUACAAGUGGCAGCAGCAGCAGAGACAGUAGCAGCAGCACUACUAGUAGCAGUGAGAGUAGAAGUCGAAGUAGGGGCCGGGGACAUAACAGAGAUAGAAAGCACAGAAGGAGUGUGGAUCGGAAGCGAAGGGAUACAUCAGGUCUAGAAAGAAGUCACAAAUCUUCAAAAGGUGGUAGUAGUAGAGAUGCAAAAGGAUCAAAGGAUAAGAAUUCCCGGUCCAACAGAAAGAGGUCUAUAUCAGAGAGUAGUCGAUCAGGCAAAAGAUCUUCAAGAAGUGAAAGAGACCGAAAAUCAGACAGGAAAGACAAAAGGCGUUAAUGGAAGAAGCCAGGCUUGCUUAGCCUAUUCUUUGCAGCAGAAGAUUUCUUGAUGAGUAAAAGGAUUACCUUUCCUUGUAAGGAGGAUGCUGCCUUAAGAAUUGCAUGUUGUAAAAAAUCUUUUUGGAAAAUACAGACUGUUUGUUUACCAGACAUUUCUUGUACUUUUUGCAUAAUUUUGUAAGAAUUAUUUAUCAAAAUUAUGUGAGGUUCCAGA